This is a messenger RNA of Chara braunii, 2853 nucleotides long. The record is from the annotation of a GenBank genome assembly. NCBI's taxonomy places the organism in Eukaryota, Viridiplantae, Streptophyta, Charophyceae, Charales, Characeae.
UGCAAAUCCCGCAACCACCGUCCGUACGGCGAGUUACGACCAUUACCGGUCCCUUUGAGGUGAAGGGAAGUGAUUGCCAUGGACAUUACCGGCCCGUUCCCCAAGCACAAGACCGGCGUGGAUGGGAUUCUCACAGUGGUCGACCGACUCACCAAGUUCGCCAUGUUUUUGCCUUGCCGCUAUCAUUCCAAGGGACCGGAGUUGGCCGAGGUUCUUUACGCCAGUUGGAUUCGAACCAAGGGUUACCCCAAGGAAAUCGUCUGCGACAGCGACACUCGGUUCAUGUCCGAUUUUUGGUUGGCGCUCAUCAAGCGAUGGGGCUCAUCUUUCAAGCCCAGUUCAGCUCGCCACCCCCAGACCGAUGGCCAAACGAAAAGGGCGCACCAGACCGCACAGGUUCUCCUUUGCACUCUCAUCCGUCCUAACCAAAAGGAUUGGGUUGAGCGGCUGUCGGAUGUCGAGUUGGCCUACAACUCCUCCAUCCACCCGGCUAUCGGGAUGUCGCCCUUCGAGUUCGAGCACGGCUCGCCGGUCACUUCGCCGUUGGACACUAAAACUCCACGAACAGCCGAGAGCGACGACCAUCUUCUUUUCUUGCGUCGGAUGCAAGAGCUACUUGUCAAGGCACGUGACCAGAUGGCCAAGACGCAACAACGCAAGAGCCAACAGUCCAAUCGCCAGCGUCUUCCUUGCCCAUUCCGUGCCGGCGAUCUCGUUCAGAUCUCCGCCGCGGAAUUCAGCCUUGAACAAGAUAUCUCUCGCAAGCUCCUCCCGAAAUGGAUGGGGCCUUGGCUGAUCGUGGCACCCGCUGGGGAUGCACCCGAGGGACCUUCCUUCACUAUUCAGGUGCCCGCCCACUUGCCCGUCUACCAAGUCUUUCAUUGCUCCAAGUUGGCUCUUUACACACCUGCGGAACAUGACAAUUUUCCCGGGAGACGUUCACAAGACCCACCCUCUAUGGACGGUUUUCAAUUUGAGGGCUCUCUGUCCAAGCUCUACAGCCUAUUUGAGAGCUUGACAUCGACACCGGGUCUGGAGAUGAAUCUAGCUUCAAGCUGGAUCAUCGUGGGACCACCAUAUGUGGCACGAGUUAUGUCAAGGAAGCUUGAUUGCCUGAAACUGCUCCAUGAGACUGGAAGGAUGAUGUCCUGUGGACCUCAUAAGAAAGCUGGUGCACGGCCAAUGCCAUCCAUAUUUUGUGACUCCAGGCCCUGAUUUCCAGACUUUGAGACAGGUAGUGGUGGAAGUCUCGCUGAUACUGCAUCAGCACCCAGGGAUUCAGCCGAUGGUUCUUCUGCAUCGCAAUCUCAGCUACAGUGGCGCCAAGGUCGUGGUCCUGGCAUUGGCCCAAAUGCGACUAGAGUUGGCGAAGGGCCUGGAUCAAGCAAUGGCAGUGGCAGCAGUUCUCUCGAAGGAAGCAUGGACAAGGAGGAAGAAGAAAGACGGAGCAGAGACAGACAGCUGGCUGAAGGGUCUGAGUCCGUGAUCACCCAGUUCACAGGGAAUGCAGGGCGGAAGGUUUCUAGGGCCCCCUUGCUUGGAGCUGGCCCGAGCUUUCUAAGGGGUGCACCCUAUGUUCCAGCUGCCAUGGCAGGUCGAGGGCUCUCAACAAGGAGCCUUCAGGAAUGGGCACGGAGUAUGGCAAAUGCUGGUGCGCUGGAUGGAAACACAGAGCAGCGUGCCCAUCGAUUAUGGAGGACAAUCAUGGGUUGCUUACGUCCCUCACGUGAGGGAGAAUACUGCAGGGGCUUAGAUGCUGCAAACUCCAAUACCAGCUCAUUUGGUUCCAUGUUUCCAAGCCCUGCUGGCCCGUCAACAUCAGCAUCUGUGGGUUUCAACCGACCAUCUGCACCAUUGCGCCGUGGCAUUGCACCUCCUCGUCGGGCUAGCAAGGCAGUUCUUCCCCCAAUUCGUCCUGAGGAUGUGGGCAAGAAAACACUUGUACUGGACCUCGAUGAGACUCUUGUGCACUCUUCGUUUAAGCCCAUUCCGAAUCCAGACUACAUCAUUCCUGUUGAAAUCGAUAACAAGAUAACUGAUGUCUAUGUGCUGAAGCGCCCAUGGGUGGAUGAGUUCCUCAAGGCUAUGGCGGAGAAGUUUGAGCGGUAUGUCUGGAGGUACAUUGAAUCCAUGGAGGCGGAGAAUCGUCGCGUUGUUUUGGUCAAGGGGGUCGUAUAUGUAAAUCUGAGCAAAAGAUGGUUGUCGGUUUUCCUGCGGCAUGAGAGGUCCCAGAAACUGGUGCAGUUGUCCUUCGAUUUUGAGCAUUCCUUGCCAAUGUCCAGGUGGCAUUUGCGUUUCUUUGACUGUCUGAGACACGAGAGCAAGUGCAUUAUUGAAUUGUCGGAGGCGGCGGGCGCAUACGUGGACAGUAAGCCACGACUGAAUUCGUGCUCGAUGUCAAUAGCGAGCCUGAGACUUGAGAAUCCACGCGACACUUCAUUGCCUGAGAAGGUACUCACGCAAGGACCUAAACCUUCAGGAGACAAUUCAAUUAAAUUCGAGAUCGUGGGAACUGGGGAAAUAACUCCACGGUGGUACCAUACCAAGGAGAAUUCAGAGGUCCCGUAGGUCUGGUCGAUGGGAGUGGCGACCAGGGCUGGGAGGGCGAUGAAGGAUGGGAGGGAGAUGAAGGAUGGGAGGGCGAUGAAGGAUGGGAGGGAUAUGAAGGAUGGGAGGGCGAUGAAGGAUGGGAGGGCGAUGAAGGAUGGGAGGGGCCAGCAGGGAUGGGAGGGCAAUGACGAAUGGGAGGGUGCUGAAGGAUGGGAGGGUGAUGAAGGAUGGGAGGGAGAUGAAGGAUGGGAGGGGCGAGAAGGGAUGGGAGGGCGAUGACGGCAACAAAGAUGAGCGACAUUG